This is a messenger RNA of Brassicogethes aeneus, 4079 nucleotides long. The record is from the annotation of a GenBank genome assembly. NCBI's taxonomy places the organism in Eukaryota, Metazoa, Arthropoda, Insecta, Coleoptera, Nitidulidae.
GUUUGUGUAUGACGUCAGGGAGUUCCACUACAAUAACAAUAUGGCGGGCUCUGUUUAGAUUGUUGCCAAUGUCGUUAUGAAUUUCGUAAGAUAAUAAAAGUUAUCGUAUUUUAUCUUAAUUAAAGUAGCGAGAGUUAAAAUGUGUUAUUUAUAAUAGAUAUGUUAGUGCGUGAUGGGAUAUGGUCUGUGCCGUAAAAGCUUGUAAAAUUUGAUUUGAACUGUGGGAGGCCUAUAAUGGCCGGAACAGAUAUCGAUAUAAAUUCCCUUUUGGCUCAAAAAGAGGCCCAAAUUCGGGAUCAGCGCGAUCAAAUAAUCCGGUUAAAACGCGAAUUAGAUGGGGUCGCUAGCGAGAGGGAUUUGUUGCUCUGCGAGAACAGCAACUUGCGUUUCGAAUUGGAAAUGGUGGAACUAAAACGUCUCCAAGAUGAAAGUUUCCCACCGAAGAUGGACCGUUCGCAAAUCGUGAACUCCAUGGGCUCAACGGAUCACAUACAAGAGCAAACCUACAUACAAGCACCGAGUUUCGUGCAAACCCAAAAUUACCAGGCUCCAGCUCCCAGUCCCAUCUAUUGCAGACCUUCUCCCAAUUCGUCGGGAUACGUGUCUGUGUCCGCACAGCCUUUGCACAAAAAAGGCUCGCUGAGAAACGGGGAUUUUCUCAAAAGAUCACGCGUACAAAACACGAGGUACGAACUAUCGCAAGACAUCCUGGAUAAGCAAAUCGAAGUGUUGGAGCGAAAGUAUGGGGGCGUUAAGGCGAGGAACGCGGCUCUCACCAUCCAGAGAGCCUUUAGGCGGUACACGCUGCUGAAAAAGUUCGCAGCAAUCACGGCGAUGGCGAAGGCGGACAACAAACGCAUGAGCCGAAGAAUUCCGGUGGCCAACCAGGAGGAGUGCAAAAGCAGCCAGGAGCAACAAGAGCAACAGCAAUGUUCGGGCGAGUACAUGCGCAACUUCGAGAACCACGAUUGUACCAGAGUGCUGCCCGUAAGAUCGAUGUCUUUGAGGGAGCGCAGGAACAUCGAUAACAUGCCGAUGCCCAGGAGUCAGUCGGGCACCCCCACAAUAUGCUGGGAGAAUUAUUCGUCGUCUUCUUCGCUGCAGCAUUACUAUUCGGCGCCCGACAACAAGUCCGACUCGAUCAACGCCCAAAUGACGGCUAGUCCUUCGUCGUGCAGCACUCCGACGACCUCGUCGAACGGCUACGUGCGAUCCAGGAACAGCAUUAGCAGCAGAAAAGUGCCGCCGGAAGUGCCGAAGAGAACCUCGAGCAUCUCGUCCAGAUCGAUUGAGCAACGCAUGCAAAAACAAAACGGCUUGAGCCGUAACAACGAGAACGGUUCUUUGUCCAGCGUUCAAAGUUCCGGAAGUGACAGCAGUAUUUCCACUGAUAGAAUACAGGAGUUUUCCGGGUCCCCGGUAUGGAAAAGAAAGGGCAACCACAUGUCCGAGUAUGCGGAACCGAGCUUGGAAACAAGUUUGGGCAAUAUUUCGAAUACGAGUUCUUCGACGUACACGUUAGAGAGACCGCCCGAUCAGCAAGCACCGACGAGCUACAAAAUCUCGGAGACCAUCAGGAAACGCCAGUACAGAGUCGGUUUGAACUUGUUCAAUAAAAAACCGGAAAAAGGUAUCGCCUACUUGAUUAGACGGGGUUUCCUGGAGAACUCCCCUCAAGGCGUGGCGAGAUUUUUGAUUUCCCGCAAAGGCUUGUCCAAGCAAAUGAUCGGCGAGUACUUGGGCAACUUGCAGAACCCUUUUUGCAUGGCUGUUUUGGAAUGUUUCGCAUCCGAACUCGAUUUAUCCGGAAUGCAAGUGGACGGGGCGUUGAGAAAGUUCCAGCAGCACUUUAGGAUGCCAGGGGAAGCCCAGAAAAUCGAGAGGCUCAUGGAGAUUUUCUCGCAGCGAUACUGUCAAUGCAAUGUGGACAUCGUGGCCAGGCUCAGAUCGCCAGAUACGGUGUUCGUGUUGGCUUUUGCCAUCAUCAUGCUGAACACCGACUUGCACACGCCGAACAUAAAGCCGGAGAGAAGGAUGCGCUUGGAGGAUUUCGUCAAAAAUCUGCGAGGAAUCGACGAUUGCCACGACAUCGAUAGCGACAUGUUGAAUGGAAUUUACGAUCGAGUUAAGGCGAACGAGUUCAAACCGGGUUCGGAUCACGUGACGCAAGUGAUGAAGGUGCAGGCGACCAUAGUGGGCAAAAAACCGAACAUGGCGCUGCCGCACAGAAGAUUGGUCUGCUAUUGCCGCUUGUACGAGAUUCCGGACGUGAACAAGAAGGAGAGGCCGGGCGUGCACCAAAGAGAAGUUUUCCUUUUCAACGAUUUGCUGGUCAUUACGAAGAUUUUAAGCAAGAAAAAGUCUUCAGUCACUUAUUCGUUUAGAAAUAGUUAUCCGUUGUGCGGCAUGGUCGUCACUCUAUUCGAGGCAGCGCAUUACCAGUUUGGUAUACAACUAAGUCAGCGUGUAGACCAAAAAAUUCUAGUUACUUUUAACGCGAGGAACGAACACGAUCGUUGCAAGUUCGCCGAAGAUUUGAAGGAAGCCGUAAGCGAGAUGGACGAGAUGGAAAAUUUGAGGAUUGAAAGCGAGCUGGAGAGGCAGAAGUCCAACAGGGGGGGAAACAGGACAGGAACUGAAAAUCGAGAUAGUGGAGUUGCGGAUGUGGAAGUUUGUCCAUGUCAGUGUCCGUACUCGCAGAAUCCGGCAAUGAGCGCUAAUAACGUGUGCAGCGUGGAGGAAGUGCCGCACGACAUAAAGCGCUCGGCGCUAAGCAACUCGUUGCUGGACAUUCACGAACAAUUUGCAGGCGAAAAAGCACAACGUCGAGGUAGUGUGGGAUCCUUGGAUAGCGGUAUGUCAGUUUCGUUCCAAUCGACUUCAGCAAGCACAUGCUCCAGAUCGGAUAAAUUAGCAAAUAAAGUCGCGAAGCCCGGACUUCACAACCACCAAAGUUUCCUUGGUGGCUUGUUCAAUAAAAAACACCAAAGCAAUAUUACAGUUGUUAAGUCCACUGAGGUGUAAAUAUCAACAUUUUCCGGACUAAAUUUGUCCUUAUUACCUACCUACCUACCUAAAUAACUAUUUAAUCAAUUGUUUUUCGAGAAAAAAUUUAAUUGUGCAUGUCCAAAAAUAACCGCUAAUUUUAUAAAAAGCAAUUCGUACUGUUUGUAAGUUAUACACAUAUAUAUAUAGGGCUAAUGUAAACGUAUACCACCACCAAGAUUACCCACUAAGCUAGCCUCGAUAAGCAAAUCACAAAUUUCAAUAGCACAGGGGAACACGAAAAAAGUUCUUUAAUUAUUUAUCGUGUCUUCUUUCCAAGGAAAUGAUUAACCAAUCAUAACACGGCAUUCUCCACCGCACACUAGAUUGAGACAGAGAACGCAUUGCUUUGAUUGGUAAAUCAAUUUCCACAGAAAGCAAUGACAACCAAUCAGAGCACGGCAUUCUUCAACGCACACUACGUGACUAAAUUUUUACUAUUCUCUAUGAUUUUAGACGUAUGGCAACGAAAUAUAAAAUCUUUGAAAGUUUGUCGUCACUAAAUGCAUUUUUAAGGUUAAAAUUAAUAAUUAAACGAAAAUUAACCUUAAUAAUGCAAUUUAUUAAUUAAAUGUAAUAAUAAGUAAAUAAAAUCCAACUCUUAAACGCCUUUACCAAUCUUCAUAAAAUUUUGAAUAAAAAUACUUAAACCUCAGUUUACGUGUUCAAGGGUUUUUCGAGAAAAUAUCCUUAAAGCCAUUUUGUCUAAUUAUAAAAAACGCUCGAAAAAAUCUUUUAUAGGAAAUAAAUAUGCUGUGAAAGUAUUUUUUUUAGUAUACCCUGAAAAUUUACAAAUCAAACGAACAGUAACGAAAAUACAGCGCUUCAAGGAAAAUAAUCAAAAAGGGGUCAUUUUUACCGACUUUGAAGAGCUGUAUCUUCGUUACUGUUUUUGUACAAAAUGUUCAGGGUAUACUAACAAACAUACGGUCUUUCACAGCAUAUUUUUUAUUUACUUAACAAAAAUUCCCUAAAACUUAUUUUUCUAAUGUUUUUUUUAAUAUCAAAUAAAAGGGCUUUAAAAAUAAUUUCUC